This is a messenger RNA of Astyanax mexicanus (Mexican tetra), 1285 nucleotides long. RefSeq names its product coenzyme Q4 homolog (S. cerevisiae) (gene coq4). The record is from RefSeq and is a predicted model, not a curated record. The transcript is spliced from 7 exons. Gene Ontology annotation, biological process: ubiquinone biosynthetic process. Gene Ontology annotation, cellular component: mitochondrial inner membrane; mitochondrion. NCBI's taxonomy places the organism in Eukaryota, Metazoa, Chordata, Actinopteri, Characiformes, Acestrorhamphidae. The coding region runs from base 93 to 887 and encodes 264 amino acids.
GUGUCUGUAGAGCAGAUACACACACAGUCGAAAAAACUACUCACCAAAACGUCCAGCAAGUCUGCAGCGAGGGCUGUUUAAAGGCUGACACGAUGAGGAGAGUUUUAUCAUCCAGGGUGGGAGUGUUGGCCAGGCAGCAACACACAAGCUGGAACUCAGACCUCCAAUAUGGAAAGUUGUAUCCGGGCCAUAUCCAAACAAGUCCUGUUCAGAAAGCUCUACUGGCCGUCGGAUCUGGUGUAGCAGCUCUGCAGAAUCCAUACAGACAUGAUAUGGUAGCUGUGCUUGGAGAGACCACUGGGCACUUGGCCUUGAUAAAACUAAGAGACAGAAUGAGAAAUGACCCUGAAGGUUACACCAUUCUCACGGAGCGUCCGAGGAUCCGCCUCUCCACACUGGACCUCAACCGUAUGUCAACUCUUCCAGACGGUUCCCUAGGAAGAGAAUACCUCCGUUUUCUGGAUGAGAAUAAAGUCACUCCUGAUACCCGGGCUGAUGUGAGGUUUGUUGAUGAUGAGGAACUAGCGUACGUAAUGCAGCGAUACCGAGAGGUGCAUGAUCUACUACACACACUACUAGGCAUGCCGACCAAUAUGCUCGGGGAAGUUGCUGUGAAGUGGUUUGAAGCUGCACAGACGGGUCUGCCCAUGUGCAUUAUGGGAGCAGCCCUGGGCCCAAUUCGCCUCUCCACCAGUCGCCUCCAGAAGCUGUUUGCGUCUCUCGGGCCCUGGGCACUACGCAGUGGCAGUCGCUCCCGCUGUGUGCUAAGUGUUUUUUAUGAGCGCCGCUGGGAACAGAACUUGGAGAAACUCAGAGAGGAACUAAACAUCGAGGCUCCACCCAUCACCAUGUCUGCCAGCAGCAAGGGAGCACCAGCAGGGUCCUAGCGCUCAUUAUGUAUGGUUUGGUUAACUGUGUCUUUGCCACAGCCAGGCAGUUUGGACAGCUGAAUGGUGUAGAUAAGUCAUGAAAUUGCACUUUUUCAGUGUCCGGUACAGGUCAUAUCCAUUAAGGCUGUGUAUUGCAACAACUUGGUGAAACAAUAUGUAUCAUGAUACAGGGCGUACAAUUCAAUGUGUCACAAUUUAUUGUGAUACUGUAAGCAAGGCAAUAUGUUAUAAUUAUUUAAAACUAAUUUUAGGACAAUUAUCCUAGUAUAAAAACACACAAUCAUGUUUAUAAAAUCUAAAUAAAAGAAAAGUUACUUUUCUUUUACCCAAACUUUUUACCCAUUCGGGACAGCAGGAUCUAACAAUAGAGUACAACACUGCUACUGUAUCUAGUG